Molecule: messenger RNA, 1748 nt
Organism: Saccostrea echinata
Lineage: Eukaryota; Metazoa; Mollusca; Bivalvia; Ostreida; Ostreidae
Exons: 1
Coding region: 156-1430 (424 amino acids)
Source: RefSeq, a predicted model, not a curated record
GCAGAGGAAACAGAAAAACUAAAUUAAGAUGGAGAAAGAUUCAGGAAUAGGCUGGACAACACUUGUCAUCUAAUUCAAAUACUUCAAUAAUCCAGGGCAAACAAAAUACACUACACUGAUCCUGAUUACUGCGUGACCAGUCCUCUACUGUUGUCAUGUUAAUUCUCGCUGUUAUCACGGGAAUUAUAAUAUGGCGGAUCGUAAUCUACUGCCAACAGGACAAGGAGGAAGAAACUCAGCCCGUGUCCAUGAAGAAGAAGCUGAAGCAGACGGUGGUCAAGUACAAAGUCUACAUUGCCAUCGGUAGCUUCAUCUCUUCUAUCAUUGGGGGCCUCUGGAUCUACUUCAUGUACAUACAUCCACUCCUGGGCCAUAAAAUCUCCUUCCACCUGGAGGCCCACUGGGAGAUUGGUCCACGAGAAUCAUGGGCAGCCCACUUUGAGAUGCUGACAAUGUCCAAGAAGGAACCAGAACCCAAGCCUUGCCCACACUUCUCCCGGGAAAACUUCAUACACAUAAUAAAAACCUUUAACAAUAUUUCCUCAGACGGAUCUUUACAUAAGAUACUGGAGAAAAUUCAGAUUUCAAGGCCACCUGGCGUGCCUGGAAUGUAUGAUGAUAGCAAAAGCUAUCCUGUGAUAAUCUUAGAAACCUCAGUCUAUAAUUACCAAACUGUCCGACGAUUUAUACGGAACAGAGAACAGGUCCUUAUACAGAAAUUCCCCAAUGUGAAGCUCCUGGUCUACGACAUGGGGCUGACAUUUCAACAGAAGUACAAGCUGCUGAACUGCAGCCAAUGCGAGAUCGUGGAGAACCUGCCAGAGAUCAGAGCACACUACUGGACCCCCAUCCUGAUAUAUCUGUCCCUCCAGAGGUUUAACUCUGUUGUGUGGUUAGACCCUGCAUCAGACCUGGACAACAAAACCCUACAGAAAAUCCUAGAGAAAACUGAAACAGAGGAAAUUCAGAUCGUGCUCAAAAAUGAUCCUCCAAGAAAAUGGUCUGAAUCACAGAUUCUCAAAACUCUGACCAAUCAGCAGGAAGACCAUUCAUUUGACAUUUUACUGAAGGAUGAUAGGAUUGAAAACCUAGAAAGUUACAGGACAGAGGAAAUUCUACCUGAAUCUCAGGUGGCCCUUCUUCAGGAUAAGCUGUCUUACAGAAGCAAUCAAGCGUGUCUGAAUUUAGUGCCAAACAUUCAAUCUGACCUCAUUUCAAUCAAGCAGAACAAUUUUACCAUGGAGGCAAUUGUGCGACCCUGGGUGUUCUGUGCCCUAUCAGGUCAAUGUGUAACUCAUGACAACUGUCGGCCAUUUUAUUCUUACAAUUAUAGGAAACAUGGACACUGUGACCAAACUGAUCACAUUCUUAAGAGGAUCUUAUUGUCUCUGUUUAAUGAAAUGUUUGCUAAUUUUUAUUACAACAUGUGACUUUACAAAUGAAAGGUGGUGAAAUGUGUUUAUAUGAUGUACGUAACUAUUUAUUUAAUAUUUAUUGAACACAGUUUUUUUAUUGAAUUUGUUUCAUUAUUUAAAAUAAUUUUAUUUUAUCUAAUUUUAUUUUUAAAAAAAGAUAAAAGGCUCUUUUUUCAGUAAAUGCUGAAAAAAAAAAACAAAGAAAAAAAAAACAACAAAACAUGGAAACAAUAACUGUUCCUGAAGAAUAGAUUAUACAAACUUUUUUUUUCAAAUAACAUUUAUAAAUUUAAAAUAACCAAAUCUAUGUUUAUAAAAAGUACAAUGGAUAAG